AUGAACAUGAGUGAUGCAACCGCCGUGCCCGGAGCGGGGCCGGAGGGGCCGCCGAGAAGCCGCGCCGCCGCGCCGGGGCUGUUGGAGUGCCGUCGCUGCCGGUACCUGCGCACGGCCAGGGCCUGCUGCCAGAUGGUGGGAGCGCUACUCGCCGCGCUGAUCCUGGUCUGCAGCUCCGUCUCCUACGGCUCCUCGGGAGGCUACACGGGCCUUCCCAGCCUGGGGGGCAUUUACUACUACCAGUACGGCGGGGCUUACAGUGGCUUUAGCGGAGCAGACGGGGAGAAAGCCCAGCAGCUUGACCAGCGUUUCUACCUACUAAAGCUGCCAAUUGCGAGGGCAGCAAUGGCCGUGGGAGGGUGUCUCCUGGUCUUGUCUUGCGUUCUUAUUGUGGUUGGUGUUCUACGGUUACCAUGGCAUUUCCCAGCAUGGCUCCUACUUGAAUGUGUCCUGGACACAGUGAUUGCAAUUGGCAUGGUGCCUGCUCUGUACUAUUUCUUCCAUUUUCUGCUGGAGGCUUAUAAUUCAUCAGUGUGCAAAGAGAGAGAGCAGCUUUAUCAAAGCAAAGGCUAUCAGGGCUUCAGCUGCAGCCUGCAUGGGGCGGAGAUUGCUGCUGGCCUCUCGGGCUGCGCAGCUGUCAUGGCAUACCUGCUUAGCGCAGGCCUAGCUGCCAGAGGGUACAGAACAGUCCACAGACUGAAACAGAAGCCAGUACAAUUACAUGCGCAUUAG
Molecule: messenger RNA, 732 nt
Organism: Haliaeetus leucocephalus (bald eagle)
Lineage: Eukaryota; Metazoa; Chordata; Aves; Accipitriformes; Accipitridae
Gene: MARVELD3
Product: MARVEL domain containing 3
Exons: 3
Coding region: 1-732 (243 amino acids)
Cellular component (GO): membrane
Source: RefSeq, a predicted model, not a curated record